AUGGCCCAAUGCGUACUUUUGGCAUGCCGUCUACAUCAUAGAGAGAAGAUUGCGGGAAACCAGUAUGACGCCCUCAUUUUGGGCGACAGGAGAAGCCAAAUGAGCUAUCGACGUGAAGGACUGACAGGGACUAAGAGAGCUAGCGUCCGCGGGCUUGAGGAUCAGCGACGGCCUCAUCAAGAAUCCAAAACCACCGAUGCGCUUCGCCCCUCCGAUCUGCUGCUAUUCAUCGACUUUCAGCAGCCCCAGCAAUUAGGCCAGGCGCAAGCGCUCACUGGUACCAAGUUAUAG
Aspergillus costaricaensis CBS 115574 is the source of this 291-nucleotide messenger RNA. RefSeq lists its product as uncharacterized. The record is from RefSeq and is a predicted model, not a curated record. Lineage: Eukaryota; Fungi; Ascomycota; Eurotiomycetes; Eurotiales; Aspergillaceae. The coding region runs from base 1 to 291 and encodes 96 amino acids. The transcript is spliced from 3 exons.